This is a messenger RNA of Rangifer tarandus platyrhynchus (Svalbard reindeer), 339 nucleotides long. The record is from the annotation of a GenBank genome assembly. NCBI's taxonomy places the organism in Eukaryota, Metazoa, Chordata, Mammalia, Artiodactyla, Cervidae.
AUGGACUAUAGCCUGCCAGGUUCUUCUGUCUGUGGGACUCUCCAGGCAAGGAUAUUGGAGUGGGUUGCCAUGCCCUUCUCCAGCCGGAGCCAGCCUGCCUGGGCUCAAAUCCCAACUCAGCAGUGUCCUGCCUGUGUCUUUGGGUGGUCAUUUUGCCCCUAUUUCCUCGGUUUCCUCAUCAGUAAAAUGGCAAUAAUAAUAGUUCAAAAGAUGGUUUCACAGCACCUGCCAUGUUAUUCUGGGAUGAUUCUUUGGCUAGGCCCUGUUCUGGGUACUUUACACAUGAGGAAGAUAAUGCAGUAUUAUCAUUGGAUGUGGGCAUAUUGUAAGUGUCCUUAA